UUGAUUUUUCAGCUACACACACACAAACACACACCCGUAAUAUUAUUAUACUGCGUUUUCCGCGAUCGCAACUGACUUUCGUUUCAAGUUCCUUAUUUAAUAAGAUAUCGUUUAUUUUUCAGUCUCAGGCCCCGACACACGUCCGAAAGGAAGUUUUUGCUGUGACAAAAUGGAUAGUGCAGAACCUCUUCGUUACCGUAAUACAUCUAAUCACGCCGAGUUAUUUGGUCUUUCGAAUUUAAAUCUCCAGCCGUACGAAUCCAACGCAAAUGCUAAAGAAAACAUGGAAGAAAUGUAUCACACGCUUGUGUUGAAGGUCAAUUCACUUAACGGCGGACCUGAAGAAAAAAAUUUAAAUUCAAAACUGGCGGCCGCAUGCUAUCAGUUAGGACGAAUAUACUACGACAUUGGAGAAAAUCCCGCAAUGGCCGAGUCUAUGUUUAUCAAGGCCAAAAACACUGUUGAAGGUCAUGAAUCAGAAGGUGACAACAUAUUGAGCGUCAUCAACUCCCUUAAUAUGCUGGCAUACAUUAAGGAAAAGGAUGACGAAAAUCACGAGGAAGCUUUAAAAUUCUUACUGGAAGCAGAUAAUGUAUACCAAAAGUACAACGAGGAGAGGUCGGGACCGGCCACGAUCCCCUCUAAGCUGCUGCCGAAUUGUCCGAGAAAACGCAUGAUCACGAGUAAGAAUCCUCUGAUAAGUGCACGACUGUUUUCACUGUUCUAUAUCAUUGAGGUGUACAAGAGCCUAGGCCUGAUCACCGAAUCGCUUAUCUCUACACAUUUUACACUCAAGCUUCAACUGGAAAACAAUCUGUACUUGCAAAGCCCUCUGGAUUGGGCCCUGUCUUCUGCCCUAGUUGCGAAUUUGCUUGUCGAACAGAACGCCUACCAACAGGCCAGGCAUCAUUUAGCGGCAGCAUCUACGUUCAUGGAAAAAAUUAUACCUAGCAAAUUCAUCAAUCUAUUCAAUUCAGAAACGUACAAACAAUACUCAGCAGACAUUGCGCGUUGUUGGGCCAGAUACGGACUGAGAUUACUGAAGAAAUCCAAGUCCAGAUUGUUGAAGCAGAAGACGCAUAGACAACCGCUUGAGAUCUUUAAUAAUUUAUUAUUCAAGAAUUUCACCAUGUGGAACGAAGAACGCGUGACACGGUACUAUGUGAAUAAUUACGAGGACGCGCAAACGUUAGCUAACCACACAUUGGUAAACCUUACUGCUACGAAAAAGUAUUAUUCGUUUGAAAAGACGGCCAUUUACCACACGGAUCUAUGCAUGGACACAUGUGUCGUGUACAAACUAUUGUCCAAUUUUCAAGACAACCCAGACAAGAUGGGAAAGCUUUUACAAAAAAAGGAAUCGUGGACUUGGAGUUGGUGGCCAAUAGACUCAACGAGGAAAAUUGCAAACAUCUGCAGACGCAUUUGGUACGAAUUAGGAACAGUGUAUAGCGAUAUGAUGGAUAUCAAGUACGAGCGACAAGUCAGGAAUAAGCUGGUGCUUACGGACGUCGCGAUUAAGAAGAUCAAUCGUUACGCGACGUCUGCCAUCAAAUAUUAUUUGAGAUUUGUCGAAUCGUUUUACGUGCAAAGAAAGUUACCAGAAUAUGUGAGCGAUACAUUUGUGAAACCAGUGUUGUUAGCUCAUAUGCACAUGGCUAGAUGCAAUAACAAAAGGAUUGUCAAUCAAAAGAACGUUAAAUUGGAGAUUUUGUUUCAGUGUAAACAAUACUACCAGACUGUUGUGGAUUACUGCCAGAGAGAUCCUAGAGUGGAAGGUAUGAUGCCGAUCGAGAUGACAACUUGCAAAGGACUAUUGCAGUCGAUGCCAUCAAGGGUAGAUCAACUGCUCAAGACCAAAGGCCCAGUAAAAUAUUACGUAUAAUAUUCUAAACCAAAUAACAAAUCAAGUGACUAUAAUAGUAAGAUCUUUAAUUUAUAUAACAUAUAAAUGCCAUUUCCCUACUCUCAAACAGUCAAUAUUAUGUAUUUUUUUAAUUUUUUAAUUUAUAUUAUUUUAUAUAUUUGAAUAUUUAGGUUUUCAUUUGAUACAAAUCUAAGUAGAUAAGUAUUUAUUAAAAUAUUGCAAAGAUUGAGAAAUUAUUUAACCUUCUAAUAAACAAUAAACUCAACACAUUAUAAUAAUACUCAUGAUCAAUUUUUGCCAUUUUGAAAAUGUUUAUUGUUUGGUUUAUUGCUGUUAAAUAUAGUCCAUGGCGUAGCAUUAAAAUCGGGCUCAGGAUUGACAUUUUCAGAGGUUCCCUGUUAUAAGGAUAGCCAUAUACCUUUAUGGUGGGUGCUGUGAGAUUUAAAGGUUAUUAUAAGGUAUAUGUUGAUAUCGGUAAUAGAUGGGUAGGUACUUUGUCUCUUAUAAAAAUCUGCAUCUUAAUCCUUGUAAUAUACCAGCAUUUAGUUUUGAUCUGAGAGAUGAAAGAUUUAAAAGUUAAACCGACAAACUUUAAUUGCUGUUAUUUAUCUUUUAAAGACUAAUUUAUUUGUAUUUUAAAAGACUGUUAACACGAUACAUAUAUCACAAUUCACAAUACGUAGGUAAGUAUCUACAAAUAUUGCUGCACCCUCCAAGCUCCAAUUGCUCAAUAGUUACGCCAUGUUGACACAACUCCUAUCUACUGUUUUGUAUUAAUUAUUGCGUACAAUUUUUAUGUGUGUUAAUUGUGUAUUGUACUAAAUAUAUGGUUUAUAUUAUAUCCUUAAUAAAAUAUGCUAGUAGGUAUUAUGCUGUUGAAAAAACUUAGCCAAUUUAUAUAGGCUAAAGUAUUCUGAAAUUGAUUGUACUAUUUAAUUAUUAAUUUUAACAUUUUAUUUAUUUGUACCUACGAAUAAUGAAUAAUUUAUGUACCUACCUCCUUUAAAUGUUAGUAUUAGCAUAGAAAAUUUACUUACAUAGUGACACAAAGUGUGUUAGUAGUUAUAAUACCUACUAAAUUAUUAAUUAUAACAAUAAUUACCUACUGAGUUUUAUAACUUCAAUUUGAUAUUCUAAGUAUUUAUUGUCAUGUUAUGAGUAUGACUUAUGAUUUCAUGAACUUUUUAUAUCUUUAUUGUAUUGUUACAAAGAACUAUUAUAUAGACUACCAUUAAUGAAAAAACUAUAAAACCUAUAUUUAUUAAAUAAUUUAGCUAUUUAGUUAGGUACCUACUGAUGAAAUAUCUUAUAAUAUUAAAAUAUACUAUAUUAAUAUAAGCUUUAGUAUUGUACUAUAUACUAAAGCAUAAAAUAUAAAAUGGAAACCUUAUAACCCAUCAUAAUUUACAAUGUAUCGUUAAUAAUGAUUAAAUGUACCUAAUUAAUAGUUAAUAUUUAUCUGAUAAAUUAUAUAACCUUUUAUAUUAUAAUGUACCUAACCUAUUGGAUAGUAUAACCAUUACUUAUAUCUCUUUGAAAUUGUAUGUAAUGCAGAUCAAUUUUUACUGUUGCUUUACAGUAAAUUCUUAUUAUGUUGAACGUCGAUAUUUCAAAUUUUUUGUAAUCUAGAAUUCAAUUGAAAUCUUCUUAAAAAAAUUACCAUUAUAAUAAAACUCAAUAUCUUGAACUUUUUUCUGUUCUCUUUGGGUUACGACAUAACAAGAGUUUACUGUAUAUUAUAAUUUGUGGUUUGUAGUAACUAAUAAAGUAAUAAGUAAAGUAUAAUACCUAAUCAAUAGUUUAGUACAGCCUUGAUGUUUACCUAUAAUUUAAUUGGAGAAUUAAAUAAAACAUGUUUUUAACAUCAUA
This is a messenger RNA of Acyrthosiphon pisum (pea aphid), 3736 nucleotides long. RefSeq names its product protein KBP homolog. The record is from RefSeq and is a predicted model, not a curated record. Lineage: Eukaryota; Metazoa; Arthropoda; Insecta; Hemiptera; Aphididae. Gene Ontology annotation, biological process: microtubule cytoskeleton organization; neuron projection maintenance; central nervous system projection neuron axonogenesis.